Lactuca saligna is the source of this 1222-nucleotide messenger RNA. The record is from the annotation of a GenBank genome assembly. Lineage: Eukaryota; Viridiplantae; Streptophyta; Magnoliopsida; Asterales; Asteraceae.
UGUCAACAUAAAACACAACACUAUCUACAAAGUGUAUAUAUCUGUUGAUAAUAAUGUUAAUAUUGACAGUCAUCUAAUACCUCGGCCUACUGUUUCGACUCCAUCACAUAAAGUUACCCCGUGAUCGCUCCACGUUGCUUCCCGUCUUCGUGAUUGUAAUGCUUUCGUUACUCGAUUGGAUUCCUAUCAUAUUCUGUGAGAAAGGUGUACUUAGCGUUAAUGAAUUCGUCAUCGCCGGAGACAAUCUCGUUUCCAAAUGUCCUACUUGGUCAUGGGAAUCAGGUGAUCCAAACAAGAGGAAGUCAUAUUUGCCAUCUGAUAAACAGUUUUUGAUCACUAGAAAUGUUCCUUGUUUGCGAAGAGUUGCAUCAAUACAAGAAGAAUAUGAAGCUCUUGGAGGUGAGAUAUUGCUUGAUGAUGAAGAGAAUGAUGGUUGGUUGGCUACCCAUGGGCAACCAAAAGAUACCAAAAGUGAUGAGGAGGAGCUUGUUCCUUGUAUGGAAACCCUAGAAAUAAGCAAGAAGAAGAACAUCCAGUCAAUUUCUUCAUAUUUUGGCACCCAGGAGGAAGAAGACAUCCCAGAUAUGGAAGAGUUUGAAGAAGCUGACAACCUUAUUGAGUCGGAUCCUGCAACUCUUCAGCCUACAUAUCUGGUUGCACACGAGCCUGAUGAUGAGAAUAUUCUACGAACUCGAACUUAUGAUGUGAGCAUCACGUAUGAUAAAUAUUACCAAACUCCUCGUGUUUGGCUUACUGGAUAUGAUGAGUCAAGGAUGCUUCUUGAGCCAGAGUUAGUCCUUGAAGAUGUCAGUCAAGAUCAUGCUCGCAAAACGGUAACUAUUGAAGACCAUCCUCACUUGCCUGGGAAACAUGCAUCUGUACAUCCAUGCAAACAUGCGGCUGUGAUGAAGAAACUAAUUGAACCCCUAAUUGCCGGAGGACUUGAACCACAAGUUGACAAGUACCUUUUUUUGUUCCUGAAAUUCGUGGCUAGUGUUAUUCCAACCAUUGAAUAUGAUUACACCAUGGAUUUUGACUUGGGGAGCUCCAGUACCUGAUUUAUGUUGGCGUCUUUUGUUGGUUCAUUGUAAAUAUUUCCUUUGCAAAAAAACAACCUACUGAAUCAACUCCUCAACUGUAUCUGUUACUGUGUAAAUUGCUGGAAACACUUGUUUUAUUUAUCUGUUUGUUUGCAACUGUUUGGAAAUUCUGUGGUAACAGG